Messenger RNA from Musca domestica (house fly), 1602 nucleotides. RefSeq lists its product as uncharacterized. The transcript has 3 exons. The record is from RefSeq and is a predicted model, not a curated record. Gene Ontology annotation, cellular component: mitochondrial inner membrane; nucleus. NCBI's taxonomy places the organism in Eukaryota, Metazoa, Arthropoda, Insecta, Diptera, Muscidae. The coding region runs from base 206 to 1420 and encodes 404 amino acids. Gene Ontology annotation, molecular function: single-stranded DNA endonuclease activity; nucleic acid binding; RNA endonuclease activity. Gene Ontology annotation, biological process: apoptotic DNA fragmentation.
ACAUACGUAAUAUCUUUCUUUAAGAGCGGAAACCAGCAACGCAACAGACUCAGCGUUUCGAAUGGAAAGUACAAAAGAAAAAACCCAGCCAAAAGCAACCGUUGUUUUUAGCCGUUGGCUGUCACCGCUCAGUCAGAUAUUCUCUUACUUAAAGUGAAGACCGAUAGUUAGGGCCAGUCAUCGAGUCGCUCCCUCAGAUACGAAGAUGUUGCUGAAGUAUUUUAACGUCGUGCUGGCAAUCUGGCCCGUCUGUAUUGCGGUUAUAUCUGCCACACCCUGUACCAUUACACUACCUCGAGAUGUCAAAGGAUUCUCCCCGGUUAUACUUACGAAGUCUUCUGCUCAAUCUUCAUAUGCCUUAUUUCGACCCACCGGAAGGGUCAGCACAUUACCGGAAAAUUCUAAACUGCGUUUGGUCUGCACUGGCUCUAAAAACACAAUAACAUCGCUUGGGACCAACACUCUGGAUCUUAGUUGUAGUCAAAACGGACAAUUUGUUGACUCAAAUAACAACCCGUUGCAGUUGAAUAGUUUGGUCUGCAGUACUAUACCCGAAUCUGCGCUGCAAAAGACCACAGCCAGAUGUUCGAACAAUAGAGGUUUUAUUCAUGAGGCCGGUAUUGAAAUUCCGGGUGAUAAAUUUUAUCGUAUAUUUGAAAUAUGUUAUGAUAAGAAUACGGAAACUACGCUGUAUACGCAUAAUACAUUGCAUGGUGCUGUAAUCAAAUAUAACAUUGCCGAAAGCACCCGUCGCCCGUUCCUGGCCAAACACAUGUCAUCGAAUACCCGAAAAGUUAAUGAAUUCUACACAAAGAAGAAUCAAUUGGCACGCUUCGAAGCUCUUUUCGGCCAGGGUCAAACCUAUUAUGACGAGAAGAAAAAUUUCUUAUCCCGUGGCCAUCUAACACCCGAUGCCGACUUCAUGUUUGGUUAUGAACAACUUUCGACCUAUUACUAUAUGAACGUUGCACCCCAGUUCCAACCCAUCAAUGGAGGAAAUUGGCUAAAAGUUGAAGAUAUGGCCCGCUCAUUGGCUGGCGAUUAUGGUGAGGACAUCGAAUCGUACAAUGGCUAUUUUGGCACUGUCCAAUUACCGAAUGCCAGCGGGAUGCCAGUCACUCUCUAUUUGGAUAAUCGACAACAGUUUUACAUUCCAAAAUAUUAUUUUAAAGUUUUGACCCGAAAAUCAGCCGAUGAGUCAAUUGUUUUUGUCAAUGUCAACAAUCCUUUUAUUGCGAACGGCAAGGCCGAAGAGGUUUGUCCCAAUAUCUGCAGUAAGGCCAAUUUGUAUCAACGGGAUUUUACAAAUUUAGCCAAGGGUUACACAUUCUGUUGCAGUUUGCAAGACUUCAAGCGUGUAUACAAUGGCCUGCCCAAUGAGGUGCAGGGUAAACGUCUUCUAAUGGCAAAGAAAAAGUAAAUCAACCAUAAACUGAAUUAUACAAAAUGAAUUUUUGUAGAAUAAUUUAGUUGAUUUUGUAAUUUGUUUGUUGUUUCCGCAAAUUUGUAACAGAUAAAAAUUUAAUAAAAAUCAUUUUGUUUUACUUUUUAUGGAGAGUUAUCCCUAAAGAGAAACAAGCAUUUCUAAAGAGAAUUCCAGAA